AUGGCGGCGCCCGCGGCGGGGCCGCCGCCGGUGCUGCGGAUCGUGGCCGAGUGCGGCCGGAGCCGCGCCCGGGCCGGGGAGCUGCGGCUGCCGCACGGCACCGUGCCCUGCCCGGUCUUCAUGCCCGUGGGCACCCGCGGCACCGCCAAGGGCCUGACGGCCGCGCAGCUGGCGGCGCUGGGCUGCCGCAUCUGCCUGGGCAACACCUUCCACCUGGGCACGCGGCCGGGACCGGAGCUCGUCCGCCGCUCCGGGGGCCUGCACGGCUUCAUGGACUGGCCGCACAAUCUGCUGACGGACAGCGGGGGGUUCCAGAUGGUCUCGCUGCUGGAGCUGUCGGAGGUGUCGGAGGAGGGGGUCCUUUUCCGGCCCCCCCACGGCGGGGAGCCCGUGCUGCUGAGCCCCGAGAGGGCCAUGGAGAUCCAGAACGCGCUGGGCGCCGACAUCGUGAUGCAGCUGGACGACGUCGUGAGCAGCACCACGACGGGGCCGCGCCUCGAGGAGGCCAUGCUCAGGUCGGUGCGCUGGCUGGAUCGCUGCCUGGCCGCCCACGCCCGCCCGCGCCAGCAGCGCCUCUUCGCCAUCGUGCAGGGCGGCACCGAGCCCGAGCUGCGCCUGCGCUGCCUGCGAGCCAUGGCGCAGCGCGACGUGCCCGGCUUCGCCAUCGGCGGCCUGAGCGGCGGCGAGGCCAAGGCGCGCUUCUGGCGCGCGGUGAAGCUCAGCACCGAGCACCUGCCCCGAGACAAACCCCGCUACCUGAUGGGCGUGGGCUACGCCACCGACCUGGUGGUCUGCGUCGCGCUGGGCUGCGACAUGUUCGACUGCGUCUUCCCCACCCGCACCGCGCGUUUCGGUUCCGCCCUGGUGCCCUGGGGGUCGCUGCAGCUGAAAAGUCAAAAAUUCGCCAAAGAUUUCCGGCCCAUCGACGCCGACUGCGACUGCCCCGCGUGCCAGAGGUAUUCCCGGGCGUACCUGCACGUGCUGCUGCGCUGCAACACGGCGGCGCUGCACCUGCUCACCAUGCACAACGUCGCCUACCAGAUGAAGCUGAUGGGCUCCAUCCGGGACAGCAUCCUGCGGCAGCGCUUCCCCGAGUUCGUGCGGGACUUCAUGGCCACCAUGUACGGGGGGCGGGGGGGACCCCCCGCGUGGGCUCGGGAGGCUCUGGAGUCGGUGGGGAUCACCCUGGAU
Molecule: messenger RNA, 1191 nt
Organism: Lonchura striata (white-rumped munia)
Lineage: Eukaryota; Metazoa; Chordata; Aves; Passeriformes; Estrildidae
Gene: QTRT1
Product: queuine tRNA-ribosyltransferase catalytic subunit 1
Cellular component (GO): cytosol
Molecular function (GO): tRNA-guanosine(34) queuine transglycosylase activity
Source: RefSeq, a predicted model, not a curated record